UCAUUACUUUCUUGCACUAAUUAUUUAUUUUUGUAGUUUAUCGUGACCUGUACUGGACUGCUGUCGCAAAAGGAUCUAUUUCGGGGCACGUCAGGGCUAAUAAAGCUGAUUUGAUAAUCGCGGCGCGUUUUUAAAGGGCGGUGCAUUAUUUAGGGACGAUCAUAUUAUGAUCGAAGCCACCAUGCUCUUGUUUUACAUUCCUCUGCCGUCCAUCUCCAGGAAGUAGGCGGGACACUGUCACUCUGCCGGGAAACCUGGGACAUCCUUCACUGGGUCCGGGAGGAGGCAAUCCACUCCCGCAGCAGCAGCCUCACGAGUCGGUUGUGAGGGGUAAAGGUUAGCAACCUCCAGACCCGACCCCACUCAGUCUGAAUGCACCUGCCGUUGGACGCCAGCAGUUGUCUUUCCGCGCCCGGGGUUAGAAGGAAGCUCGCACCUAACGGAGUAAACGAGCGGAGGAGAUAUGGUCCCCAGUGGUCCGUGCUGUCUUCUCCUAUACCUGCUGAUCCCCAUCUUCUGCCCGUCGCAGGCUGCACAGGGCUGUCUGAGCAGACAAAAGGUGUUAACCGCAAUCCGACAAAUGCAACAGUUGUUGAAAGGGCAAGAAACACGUUUUUCUGAUGGAAUCCGCACCAUGAAAGCCAAACUCUCUGCCCUGCAGUUCUCUGUGACCAAGCCAACUGCAAACCAGCGAUCAGUGUUAUCGUGCCCUCCUCUGGAGGCUCCCAGGCACGGCAAGAAGUUUGGCUCCAAGUAUAGAACGGACCACGAAGUCCACUUCGUCUGCCAGCCCGGAUAUCAGCUGAGUGGCUCAAGUACGAGAGUGUGUCAGCCCAACGGUCGGUGGGCGGGGGAGAGGGCUAACUGCUCAGAAAUUAAUGAGUGCACUAGCAACCCCUGCCAGAAUGGAGGGACCUGUGUGGACGCUGUGAACCGCUACAAAUGUAUCUGCCCAAGCCUCUGGACUGGGAGCCACUGCGAGUAUCCAGUGCAGACAGACUGGUCCUUCAGUCGCAAGCCCCGUUGUGCAGAGAUCGAGAGGACCCAGCACUGCAGCUGCGAUGCUGGCUUCCGUAUGAGAGGGACGAAUGAAAACGGUCUGUGCCAAGAUGUGGACGAGUGUGAGGUUUUCCAGUUGAAGGGAGUUUCCAGACUCUGCAUACACAACUGUGUCAACAUCCCGGGCUCCUACCGCUGUACCUGCCCAGCUGCGUACAGACUUCUCAGUGAUGGCAAAAGCUGUGGGGACAUAGACGAGUGUGCAACCUCACAGCACAACUGCACAAGGGAAGCAACUUGCAUCAACACGGGCGGAGGAUUUCAGUGUGUUAAUCCGCAGUGUCCACAGCCUCGUGGAAAUGUCAGCUAUGUUAAAACUUCACCAUUUCACUGUGAGCGCUACCCUUGCCCUAUGAAUAGCAAGUCAUGCCACCAGGCUGCAAAGACCAUCUCCUUCCAUUACCUCUCGAUACCCUCCAAAGUGAAGACUCCAGCCACCUUGUUCCGCUUUGCCACAGUCGCUGUCCCUGGCAGGCCCGGAGCGGACAGUCUGCGUUUUGGCAUCGUGGGAGGCAGCAGCCGAGGGCAGUUUGUGGUCCAGCGAUCUGACCGGCGGACAGGAGAGCUCACCCUUGUUCAGCCUUUGGUAGGACCUUGCACUGUGGAGGUUGACGUGGACAUGUCUGAAUAUCAUAAUCACACUUUUCAGGCCAAGCAUUUGUCAAAGGUUACGCUCUUUGUCUCGGGCAAUGGAUUUUAAGGCAGUGCUUAGAGACCACUUAUGUUAACUCUGGAUUAGACGAAACUGUGCCAAUUAUUGUGAGGAGACUUCUGCAGUUCAAGAGAUUCCCCCAAGUGCCACAAUAUGAGGAUCAAGACUGCCCUCUACGCCUUGACUGUGUAUAAUCGAUUGUGUGUAAGACUUUGAGCUGUGUAUUCUCUGUAGUAACAUAAAUAUCUGUUGGCUGGGAGGUUGGCUGAAUUCUGACCCUGUGUGGUUUAAACAAAACCUUGGAUUUCUUGGAAUUGCUGCUUACUGAAUGUUUAGUUGCCCACCUUCAUGUUCCUGGUUCAGCAGAGGAUGCUGGUUUUCCUGCCACACAUAUUUCACACUGGGGCGGCACGGCAGUCGUCAUAGUUAGCACAAAGCUUUACAGUAACUGGAGGCCUGGCUUCCAUUCCGGUCACUGCCUGUAAGGAGUUUGUAUGUUCUCCCCGUGACCGCAUGGAUUUCAUCCGGGUGCUCCAGUUUCCUUCCACGCUCCAAAGACGUACCAGUUGGUAGGUUAAUUGGUCAUUGUAAGUUGUCCUGUAGUUAGGCUAGGAUUAAAAUGGGAGUGCUGAGCAACACGGCUCGAAGAGCCUGCUCAGCACUGAAUCUCAAUACAUAAAUAAACAAUUGAUAUUUGUUGUCCAUCUCACAUUUGUCAUUGGUCUCUGGUUCCACUACUUACCAUCCAUUCCUGAUUCAGCAUUCACUUUCCAACCACCAUUUCCCAUUCAUCUCCAGUUGAGCACCCAGCUGAUCUUAACCGUACAUCCUGAAUAUUGUUCAUCUCCUUUAACCAUGAUGUACCUGUUCUUUUGUUUAAUAUCUGUCUCCUGUUUAUAAUUCAUCUCCAGUGAGCCAUUCAUCUCCUGUUUCUCAUUUGUCUCCUGAUCACCUCCCCUUUUCUAUCCAUCUCCCAUUUCUCUUUCAUCUUCCACUUCCCCUUCCAGGUCCCAUUAACCAUCUAUCGCCCACUUCCCAUCUGCUUCCCAUCCAUCUUGUUUCUCCGCUAUCUCCUCUUCACCAUCUAUCUUCAAUGUCUUCUCCACCUCUUGCUUCCUCUCCAUCUCCCAUUAACCAUCCUUAUGUUUAUCAUCCAGCCUGAAUUAAUCACUCAUUCUCUGCUGCGCAUCCAUUUAUCAGAAAUCACUCAUAUCCUGUUUACCAUUCAUCCCUUAUUUGCCUAAGUAUCUAAGAAAACAGGAGCAGAAUUAGGCUACUCCAUCCCACAGUAAAUUCAUGACUGAUCAUCUAUAGCAGGGGCUCUCAACCUGGGGUCCACGGACCCUUUGUUUAAUGGUAUUGGUCCAUGGCAUAAAAAAGGUUGGGAACCCCUGAUCUACAGGAUUCAUCUGUUCAAAAGUGCCACUUCCCUGAUCUUCUCUGUAAUUAAAAACCGCGGAGAGCUGAGAUCCAGUGUCUCUCCACUCCCUGAGAAGGAGUUCCUCAGUUUCACAUCCAUCCAGCCUCAAUUUCUUAUCCAUUCCUUUCUGCCAUUCAUGUCCUGUUUAUUACUGGUCUCUUGCUUUCCAUGAACCCCCUGUUCAUAAUAUGUGGACAGACUUCAGUUAGUAGUCGACCACCCAGGUCUGUGUGGAGCCACCCAUCAGCCCAAUCUGGUAAGGAGGACAGAUUUCUUUCCCUGAAAGUCUUCAGUGAACUAAAAUGUUUUCUGCAACAAUCUAGAUGGUUUAACUCAUUUCUAGGAUGACACCCAUCACCUGUUUUUCAUUAAUCCUUUGUUCAACAUCCAUUCCUAAUUAGUCACCAAUCCUCUGUUUAUUUCCCCUUGUUUCAUUCAACGUUUCAUUCAUCAUUCAUCUCCUAAUUACUGUCAUGAUGUGCACUUACAGUAUCAGAACCCAAGCGCAGCAGAAGAACAGACUCCAGUGUAGAGGCGGCCACCAACGUUUAUUCAUAAUAAUUCCAAAAGAACAUCAGUGUUCCGGCUGAGCAACACCACGAGAAGUAAUAUUCUCAAAACUAGGACCCCGCAAUUAGCGCUAAUCAGGAGACUCCUUAAAUAAUGCAAGUACACAGAAUCCCUGAGCCUAUCAAAAUAAACGUCACAAGUCUAAAUAGGAAGCACCAGGAGACCCACAUUAUAAUGAGCAGGUUGCUCGAGAAGGAACUCUAAACAAUUAAUGACUCUCAUUAGACAACAAUUAACCAAUUCAGAUGCUCUUAAAAACCUUGGUCCACAACAUUCUCUGGCACCCCACACAGGCCUGAAGAGCUCAUUACAUUUAGUUCAUAAAAACAUGAGGAUCUUGGAUAAGAUGGAUGAUCACAGUAUUUUUUCAGGUUUGGGGGAGUCUAAAGCUAAUGGGUAUAAGUUUAAGGUGAGAAGGGAAAGAUUUAAAAGUCACUUUUUUCCACUUGGACAGUGGUGGGUAUAUUGAAUGAACUGCUAGAGAAAGUGGUCAAAGUGGAUGCAAUUAUAUUUAAAAGACAUUUGGAUGGGUUCAUGGAUAGGAAACAUUUUGAGUAAUAAUGAGACCAAAUGGGAAAUGGGACCAGUUCAAAAAAAGUGCUUUGGUUGGCAUGAAUGAGUUGGGGUGAAGGGCUUGUUUCUAUGCUGUGCAAUCUCUGUGACUCUUCCUUCCAUCCCAAUUUACCAUCCAGAUUUUGUUUGCUCUCCACCUUCUAUUUACGAUUUAUCCCCAAUUUACUAUCCAUCCUCCCAUUAUCACUCAUCUCCCCUUUACCAUCCAUUCUCUGUAUAUCAUCCAUCUGCUAUUUUACUCUUCACCCUUGCUUUAUCACAUGUCCUUGUUUAACAUCCAUCUUUUCCCUAACACCAGUCUCUGGUUUGAUAAUCAGGUACUUAAAUAGGCAAGGUAUGGACCUAUUAGGGCCAAUGGGAUUAGUGUAGCAGAAAGGUCCACAUGGAUAUGAUGGGCAGAAUGGUCUAUCUCUUUACUGCACAACUCUAUGAUUCAUUUACAAAAACAUCCAACCUCCUUUUUACUGCACACGACCUCUUAACCAUCUCUAAAUUCUGUACUUGCCACCAGCUGCCGUCUUAACUAUUUUUCCUCUAUUUAAUUAAUGCCAGCAUGAGGGUAGUGCUGAGCUGUCUUCUUGAAUCCCUGCAGAACUUUGAUGCAUAUGCUCCCACCAUGCUAUUAAGGAGGGAGUUUAGGUCUUAGAUCCAGUGGCAAUGAAGUGAUGAUGAAGAUGUAAUGAUUAAAUUACAAUGCUGAAGUUUAGACCAACAAUGUGGAGACUCCUUGUGCUUCCUCUGCUUUGCCCCUUUGCACUCUUCAUUGAAACAGGUUUGAUCCUUUUACUUAACAGUAUCGAUAGAGUGGGGGGAAAUGUUAGACCAAAUACUUAAGGACUGUGUGAUGCUCAUGGCCCACAACUGCUUAUGGACACCAGGUUCUUGAGCUGCCAGAUCUAUUCUCCUUAUUGUCAUAGCCCGAAUGUAGUGCCACAAAAUAUCACUGGCCACCUACCAGUGGCUUAGGGGACAGAUGCUUCUGCACAUUGUAAAUGAGCAAGGAGGAGGUCAGGCUGGCUUAUCUUUCUUGCUUGUUCGCACCUGGGUUGCCACAGAUGCAGCUCAGCAGCCAUGUCCUUCAGGACUUGGCCAGAUCCGUUGCUGGUGAUCUUACCAAGCCACUGUGGAUGACGGACAUUGAGUUCCCCACUGAAAUGCAUUCAGUUCAUCUUCCGAUUUAUAGUCAUGGAGACAUACAGAAUGGAAUCAGGGCCUUCGACCAACUGGGUCCAUUCUGACCAUUGAUAGUUGACACCCCCCCCACCCCACCUCCCCUUGGCCUACAAUCCAAGUUUUCUUUUUCCACACAUCCUGUGUGUACAAUCUACACUUGUAUACCGUCUAUAUCCUUUAUUAUUCAUCCACUGUUCCACAUCAUUUGUUGUUUAAGAUCCAUUUCCGGUUUACCAUAAACCCUUACUCUCCUAUCACCAUCUCAUCAGCCAACUAUAAUUUAUCAUUUUCCUUCUAUUUACCAUCCCUAUGCAUUUACCCUUCCAUCUCCAGCCCAUUAUCUAAUGAUUGUCAUCUAAUCCUAGUAUCAUCCACUCUUUACCACGUAUCUUGAGUUUAUCCUCCAUCUAUUUUUUUUACCAUUUAUCCACUGUUUAUCAUUAAUCUGCCCUAGAACAUCAAGUUUUCCGAUUUUAAGUAAUCUCCCUGGUGUGUUUUCCCCCUCUCCCCACCCACUUCUCUCUACAUAUCUCUUUUUCUGAUCCUCCUCCAGCCUUAUUUUCAGUCUCUUUCCCACCCACACCCAUCUCUCAUCUUCAGCCUCCCCUCCCCGGGUUCUAUCCACCUAUCACACCCGCACACAUAGUUCACCCACAGGUCACUCACUCCUCCACAACAACCUGGUUGUGGUUCCAGCUGCCAUUCACCUUUCCCCUGUUGGUUGCCUCCAUCACUUCCCUUACCCAACACUAGUAGCCCUUUGUGUUCCUGCUUCCCACCCUGCCACGACCUUCAUCCUCCCCUCUAACCUUUCCACCUCAUUCCAUCUACCUCCCUUCUUUCUUUCCGCCUCCAGCCCUAAUUCACUUGCCACUGACUCUCAACCCCGCCCCUCCGCAACCUGUCUUGACCUGCCCUUCAUCUUUCAACUCCUCUGCAGUCCACCUUGGGCUUCUGUACUCCCCUCUCCACUUUAUGACAGCCUUCUCCGUCAACAAUUCCUAUCCCUUCUCAGAUGCUGCUAGAUCUACUGAGUUGCUCCAGCAGAUUUUGUUGCUUCAGAGUCCAGCAUUUGCCAUUUCUUGCCGUUACCAUUCACCUGUUUACCUUCCAUCUGAAUUCACCAUCUAUACUCUCUUUGCCAUUUGUCUCCUUAGAAUCCAUUCUGUAUACCUAUCUAUCUUCCUUUUACUAUUAACUCAAUUGAUUAUCAAUUCCCGGUUUAUCACUGGCCCUCUAGCUCUAGUUUGCCAUUAAUUUCCCAGUUAUCUUCCAUCCUCCAUUUUGCAUCUCAUCCCCCUUUUCCAUCCAUGUCCUAUGUAGCAUUGGUGACCGGUUUAUGUGUACCAAGAUGCUGUGAGUUUGCUAUCCAUCAACUGUUUCCCAUCCCUUCCCUGUUUUUUAUCCACUUCCAGUUGUCAUCUAGCCAUAAUCUACCAUCUUCUACAUAUCAUUGUUAUCUAACAUACCAUCUAUCAAAAGUUCACCAUCUGAUGCUGAAUCCCAACAUAUACCACAUAAAAACCAUCACCAGCUUACUGGUACUUUUGUUAGCUAUAGUCCACUGUUAGCAUCUACCUCUCUUGGACUACCAGUCCACCAUUCCAUAUUAACCACCGUUCCCCUAUUUACCUCAAAUCAUCUGCUCUUUUUCACCCGUUCUCCAUUUACCAUCAAAAUGCUGGAGGAACUGAGCAGGUCAGGCAGCAACAAUGGACAGUUGGGCUUUUGGGUCCAGACCCUUCAUCUGGACUGGAAAGAACGAGAGAAGAAGCCAGUAUUAAAGGGAAGGGGGAAGAGUGGAGCAAGGGAUGGCAGGUGAUAGGUAGAAUCACAAACAAGAGAAGAUCUGCAGAUGUUGGAAAUCAAAGCAACACACACAAAAUGCUGGAGGAACUGAGCAGGUCAGGCAGCAACAAUGGACAGUUGGGUUUUUGGGUCCAGACCCUUCAUCUGGACUGGAAAGAACGAGAGAAGAAGCCAGUAUUAAAGGGAAGGGGGAAGAGUGGAGCAAGGGAUGGCAGGUGAUAGGCAGAAUCACAAACAAGAGAUCUGCAGAUGUUGGAAAUCAAAGCAACACACACAAAAUGCUGGAGGAACUGAGCAGGUCAGGCAGCAACAAUGGACAGUUGGGCUUUUGGGUCCAGACCCUUCAUCUGGACUGGAAAGAACGAGAGAAGAAGCCAGUAUUAAAGGGAAGGGGGAAGAGUGGAGCAAGGGAUGGCAGGUGAUAGGCAGAAUCACAAACAAGAGAAGAUCUGCAGAUGUUGGAAAUCAAAGCAACACACACAAAAUGCUGGAGGAACUGAGCAGGUCAGGCAGCAACAAUGGACAGUUGGGUUUUUGGGUCCAAACCCUUCAUCUGGACUGGAAAGAACGAGAGAAGAAGCCAGUUUUAAAGGGAAGGGGGAAGAGUGGAGCAAGGGAUGGCAGGUGAUAGGCAGAAUCACAAACAAGAGAAGAUCUGCAGAUGUUGGAAAUCAAAGCAACACACACAAAAUGCUGGAGGAACUGAGCAGGUCAGGCAGCAACAAUGGACAGUUGGGUUUUUGGGUCCAAACCCUUCAUCUGGACUGGAAAGAACGAGAGAAGAAGCCAGUUUUAAAGGGAAGGGGGAAGAGUGGAGCAAGGGAUGGCAGGUGAUAGGCAGAAUCACAAACAAGAGAAGAUCUGCAGAUGUUGGAAAUCAAAGCAACACACACAAAAUGCUGGAGGAACUCAGCAGGCCAGACAGCACCUAUGGAAAAAAGUAAACAAUUGAUGUCCCAUGAGUCUUGAUGAAAUGUCAACUGCAUAUUCGUUUCCAUAGAUGCUGUCUGGACUGCUGAGUUUUUUGUGUGUUGAGGUGAUAGGUGGAUUCAGGUGAGAAGGGGAAGAGAGGAACCCCCCCCCCCCAUGUCCUUUCAUACUGGCUUCUCCCACUGUCUUCCCAGUCCUGAUGAAGGGUGUAUAUCAACUGUUCAUUAUCGUCCUUAGCUGAUGCCUGACUCCUGAGUUCCUCCAGCGUUCUGUGUAUUGCUCUGACUUCCAACAUCUGCAGUCUCCCUUGUGUUUCUGAUUACCAUCCAUUUCCUGUUUACCUUCAUUCCUCUCUUGAGAAUUCAUUACUUUUGUGUCAUAUGUUUUGUUUUUACGGUUAUUCCUGUUUACUGGUUUGAUAUCAUUCAUCCUAAUUAUCCAUUGGAAAAUAUCCCAGAAUUCUUUGAGGAUUAUUUUCUGACAACCACUUAAAGAAAUUAAACCUAGCUUUGAUUUUUAUCCUGCUUCUUACAGUUAACUUCUCUUUCUCCGCCUAUCUGCCGCAAUUGUUAAUCAACCAGUAUUUCCUGAAUGUUACCAUGCCUUGUUUAAUCUUAUAGGCAAUUAGUAAAUACAGUGAGGUAUCACAAGUAUAAUCCUGCUUUUAACAAGAUAAUCUCAAUGCAAAAUCAGAAUUGAGCCAUUAACUGUUAAUGAAUGGCCUCACUUUUUAAGAGGUGCAUAACUGUGUAUACAAUCUGAUGCCUUGAAGGGCUGGAAGCUAAAAGUUAUUAAUGAAUACAUGCUACAAGCUCUAAAGCUGUUUCAUGAAGCAGGUCUGUACUUUUGCCUUGGAUAUUGACUAUCAUAAUUAUCUUGAUUAAAACAUUUUAUACAACCCUUGGUACUGCAUCAUUCUUCUUGACUGUCCAGUGAACUACUUCAGUCACAAUCAAAUUUACAUCUUGGCAUUGUAGAAACUUAAAGAGAAAGGAAGCCAUUAAGCUCAAGAUGUGUAUACCAGACCAGCUUUGGGAAUUUCCACUUGUAUCCUAAUCAAUCAGCUCAACUCCCGUAGGAAAAUCAGACAUUGCUAUGGCCACCAGCUGCAAGUUGCCAGUGACACACACUGCAUAUUCAGGUGUUAUGAUGUUGAUAUUUCAUUUCUAGAGUCAAUAAGAAAGACUAUGCAGGAGAAAACAGUUGUUAAAAAUUGAUGGGCAGGGAAGUGGCAGAUGGAGUUUAAUCCAGGCAAGUGUGAGGUGUUGCAUUUAGGAAGUCGAAUGAAAGGAGAAAGUAUACAGUAAACGAUAGACCCUUUUGUAGCAUUGAGGUACGGAGUGACCUUGGGGUCCAGGUCCAUAGUUCACUGAAAGUGGAUGAGGUAGUAAAGAGAACACCACCCAUUCUUGCCUACAUUGGUGGGAAAGUUGAGUGUAAGGAAGUCAUACUGUAGCUAAAUAAAACUUCAGGCAAACCACAUUCAGAAUAUUGCAUGCAGUUUUAGGAAGGAUGUGGAAACUGUGCAGAGAGUGCAGAAGAGGUUUACCAGGAUGCUGUCUGGAUUAGAGGGUCUGCGCUAUAAGGAGAGUUGGAUGAACUUGGGUGAUUCUCCCUAAAGCUUCUAGGGCCAAGGGGAGAUCUGAAAGAUGUCUUUAACAUUAUGAGAGGCAUAGAUAGGGAAGACAAUUUGAAUCCUUUCCUGAGGGUAGAUAUACUGUAUAAACACCAGAGGGCGGACUUUUAAGGUUAGAAGGGCAACAUAACAGGCAAGUUUUCUUUUUCAAAGAAAGUAGAGGCUGCCUGGAAUUGGUUAGCAGUGUAGAAGUAGAACUAGAUGGUUGCUGGAGUUAGGAGGCCUUUAAAUAGGCACAACAUUACGACAUGAAAGAAGAGAGAUGGUUGAUGCACCAGAAGUGAACAUUCCAUAUGUAGUGGCAACAUUUACAAAGUGCUGGUGGAAGUGAGUAAGUCAGGCAGUAUUGGCAUCAAAAUUGGCACAAGAUCAUGAGCUGAGUGGCCUGUUCAGCACUGUUCUGCAGUUAUAUAACAUCAGGUAAGCAGCAUUCAUAAAGAAAAACAUAACUUGUGCACCAAUUUUACAAGAAAGAACAUAACUAGACCAGAAAGAAAAAUACAUGUGGAUUGCCAUGCACAUUGGACAUAAUGUUACCAUACAGGUGUAGAAAUUAAGGUGGUGCAGAUUUUGAACAAGAAUGAGCUGGUUUAUUUUUUGUGGUGUAAUAUAUAAUUGAUGUAAAAAAUUAUAUUGCACUAAUCUUAACCGGACAUUUGUUGUAUUUGUCAUACUGUCAAGACAUAGUCUUGACCAACUUGUUUCUUCAAUUUUAAUAUUCAAAUCAGUUUCCCAUUUUUGUCUUGACUUAUGAAUUCCUUGUUUAAUUGCCUGUUUUUGAAUCAAACUACACAUACAAGAAAUAAUUUUUUAAAUUUUCCUUUUUGAAUUAAAGUUUCUAUUUCAUUAGGUUUUGGCAAUAACAUUGUUUGACCCAAUUUAUCUCUUAAAUAAGCCCUUAAUUGGAAAUAACAAAAAAGAGUGUUGUUUGAUAUUUUGUAUUUAUUCUUUAAUUGAUCAAAUGACAUUAAUAUACCUCCUUCAAAACAAUCUC
This is a messenger RNA of Hypanus sabinus (Atlantic stingray), 10816 nucleotides long. Its product is annotated as fibulin-7. Lineage: Eukaryota; Metazoa; Chordata; Chondrichthyes; Myliobatiformes; Dasyatidae. The transcript has 8 exons. Bases 464 to 1759 code for a protein of 431 amino acids. The record is from RefSeq and is a predicted model, not a curated record. Gene Ontology annotation, molecular function: calcium ion binding.